ACAGAAAGGUAUCAAUAAUGAGCCUCCUUGCUAGGCAAAGUUGUAACCUAUUACAAAAUAAGGCCCUUUCCAAAUUUAUCUGUUUUUUCCAUGGUUCUCAGUGUUUUUCCCAAGAAAAUGUACAUAAAAACAAAAAACCCUGUUCUCAAACAACUAGAAAAGAUAAAAAAGUCCCUCCAUCAUCAAAAUAUCAACAGACAGUUUUUCUGCCUUCCACUAAGUUGCCAUUGAGGGUCAAGGACAUCUUAGAACAUGAACUUCAAAUACAGAAGGAGUUUGAGUGGAAUAAACAGUAUGAGAGGCAGUAUAUGCAGACAGAGAGGAGAGCAGAAUUUGUUCUCCAUGAUGGUCCUCCUUAUGCUAAUGGCAGCCUACAUAUUGGCCAUGCUCUCAACAAGAUUUUGAAAGACAUAACGGUUCGCCAGAAAUUGAUAGAAGGAUUCAAGGUGCAUUACAAGCCUGGCUGGGACUGUCAUGGCCUGCCCAUUGAAUUGCAAGCCAUGAAAAUGGGAUCUUCACCAGGAGCUGGUGUGAAGAGCCUCUCACCUUUGGAGCUUCGUAAAAUAUCUCGCCAAUUUGCCGAGUCUUGCGUCAAGGAGCAGAAGAAGACUUUUGAACGCUGGGGCGUUUUGGGUGACUGGAACAAUGCUUACCUCACAGCCCAGCCCAGCUAUGUUGCUCGGCAACUCAGGCUCUUUGACAGGCUCAAGAAGAAAGGCCUGAUAUUCCAGGCUCACAUGCCGGUAUUCUACUCGCCCUCCUCGCGGACGACGUUGGCAGAAGCAGAGCUUGUGUACAAGGAUGAUCACAUCAGUCCAGACCUCACCUUAGCACUGCGCUGUGCAAGCUUUUCUACACGUCUUAAGGAGACGCUAUCGUCUCUGGGAGCCGACACUUUGCACUUGCCAGUUUUCACGACGACUCCCUGGACACUUCCUUUCAACCGCGCGGUGUGCUACAACCCCAAGCUGCCGUACUGCCUGGUCGCUCUCUCGCGCGGUGACAAGCGCGUCGUCGGUCUGUGGGCCAAGCAGCUUCUGCCGAGCAUCGACACAACGGGCUGGCAUUGGCAGCACCUUGCGGACAUCAACAUUGAGGAGCUUGAGGCGGUACACUACCAUCAUCCUCUCGAUACUAGUCAGCUCUGCCCUCUGUUACCAAGUGACCACGUAACCGCUGAGCGCGGGACCGGUCUUGUGCACACGGCGCCUGCGCACGGCCAAGAAGAUUACCUGGUGGGGGUUGACCACGGCCUGCAGCUGACCAGCGCUGUAGGCGACGAUGGUUGCUACGAGGAAAGCCUGGGACCUCCGUUGGCUGGACUGUCGGUGCUGGAGGAGGGCAACGCUGCAGUACUCUCGUUGCUAGAUGAAACUAGCAAAACAAACCAGGAAGCAUUGGUGUUGCGCGCUGGCGAGAUGCGUCACUCGUACCCAUACGACUGGCGCACGGGCAAGCCUGUCAUGAUACGUGCCACUAAGCAGUGGUUCGUCAACACGCAGGCAGUGCGCGACGAUGCUAUGAGUUGCCUCGAGGGAGUGAGAAUUUUCCCCAAUGAUGGACAGGGGAAGAAGAAUUUUGGCCAGCAUCUGCAGCGGCGUCACUGGUGCAUCUCCCGACAGCGCGUGUGGGGCGUGCCGCUGCCCGUCUUCUACGACGCUUGCACCGGAGACCUCAUUGAGCACGAUGACAUAGUCAAGCACGUAAGUGACAUCAUUGAACGCGAAGGCAGCGACGCCUGGUGGAGGCUAAGCGAGCGCGAGCUGCUGCCGCCCGUGCUCGUUCAGAGCUACGACGCCCGGGGAGAAACCCUGCCUGUCAAAGGCAGUGACAUCCUGGAUAUUUGGAUGGACAGCGGCGUUACAUGGCUGGAGUUGGGAGGCCGGACUGCGGACCUCGUCAUCGAGGGCUUGGAUCAGUACAGAGGCUGGUUCCAGUCCACGCUUGUCACGUCCGUGGCUGACAGGGGCACCGCUCCAUUCAAGAGAAUACUGGUUCAUGGUUUCACUGUGGAUGAGCACGGCCGCAAGAUGAGCAAGAGUGCCGGCAACGUGGUGGACCCUAAGACCAUCACUGAGGGUAGCGCCGAUAUUAAGGGGCGUGGCACUGACCUACUCAGAUGGUGGGUGUGCAGAACUGGAACUCUUCACAAAACUCCCACCUGCGGAGAGAACAUUCUUGCUUCGUAUAACGAAGAAGUUCAGCGGCUGCGAUCCAUAAUGAGGUUCAUGUUGGGAUGUCUUUCCGACUACGACCCUGCAAAGGACGCGCCCAACUUCUCAGAUUUAUCCAUGACCGAUCGCUUCGCUCUUCAUCGGCUCUUUGCUUAUGACCAGAAUGCAUGGAUUAACUACGAGCUACUACAAUAUCACAACGUUGCUCGAGAAACGGUCAACUUCAUCACCACUCAACUUUCUCAACUUUAUUUCCCGUCUAUAAAACAUCGGCUGUACUGCAGUCCUCGCAACAGUUUGGAGCGACGCAGCGCGCAGCACGUAUUGCACUGCGUGUUGCAGUGUCUUCUGCUCACGAUGACUCCCAUCGUACCGCACCUUACACACGACGUUGCUAGGCAUUUAACUCCAGGAGAGUCCCCUCAACUGAAAAUAAGAUCCCCUCUGCCGCUGGAAUACCAUGACCCCCACCUGGAAGAACUCCUGGCGCCGUGUCUGCGUGUCAGGGAGCAGCUCUUCAGUCUGCACGCUCUCAGCGGCCUCGCUUUCCGCACCACCAAACUUGAUCUUACUUUAUCCGCCGAUUCUCCAGCCUAUGAAGCACUCACCAAACUACAGAGCGAGAGCUACUCAGACUCGUCCAUAUUGUGCGACAUUCUUCAAGUAGCGAGCGUCACCAUCAUCCGUCAAUCAACAGAUAAUUUAACUGGGAAGGAGGACGAAGUGUCUCUAUCGAUAUCGGAAAGCCCGUUACAGUCGUGUUUGCGAUGCCGGAAGGUGCGCGCCGCACUCGGCAGCGAGCUGUGCCGAGAGUGCGAUCUCUACAUCCACAACCACUGCAGUGAAACGCCCGCCGAGUUAUAAGAGUCCCCCUCCUCGCGACUUGCCUGCGGGUAUUGGACAGGACCCUCCGGGCAACGUGUAGCAGAACCUGACCGCUCCUGAUGCAUUUGAACAUCCCGAUGACCUCACCAUGACUCGCCCCUGCCACGCUCGCACCGUUGAUAGCCAGGAUCUCGUCUCCUAUGAUAACAAAUAGGAUUAUUAAUAAGAAUAUCUCGGAUUAUUAUUCAACGCGCAUUCGUUUAUCCCAAUUACAUGGUUAUUACGUUAAAUUGGUUACACAGUGUUCCAUCUUUAAUUUAUAUGGAAAAUGUAUCCUGGUUAAAGUUUGUUAAUCGGGACUUAUCUGAUGAAAAUGUAUCUAAAAAGCCUAUAAAGAUAUUAUGUAGGCUGAAAAUGAACCUAAAAAGUCUGUAAACCCUACACUAUUCGCUUCUAAGUAAAUAAAUUCAUCUCUUCCAUC
Molecule: messenger RNA, 3480 nt
Organism: Hyalella azteca
Lineage: Eukaryota; Metazoa; Arthropoda; Malacostraca; Amphipoda; Hyalellidae
Gene: IleRS-m
Product: isoleucine--tRNA ligase, mitochondrial
Exons: 21
Coding region: 18-3038 (1006 amino acids)
Biological process (GO): isoleucyl-tRNA aminoacylation
Cellular component (GO): cytosol
Molecular function (GO): tRNA binding; ATP binding; aminoacyl-tRNA deacylase activity
Source: RefSeq, a predicted model, not a curated record